AUGGGGCAAGGUGAACAGCCUGUAGUUCACCCUUUCUUCCGCAAAGAUCUCGCCAUUCCGUCCCAAUCUACGUCGUCUGAAGGACAUGCCUCCGUCGCUCCAGCUAGAUCCAGCAAACCACCCUUGAACGUGCCCUCGCCCUCAAUUGCAACACCCAAUCCCGACCAGAUCACUCAGAUGCCAUUUCCAUACACUCUAGGAGUACCCAUGACUCCAGCUCCGAAUACUUCGAGCCCAGAUGAAGACCCAAAUGCUGGCAGACGCAAGAGGCGGAAGACCGAGCGGAGCAAGCACUCCGAACAUGAUCAACCUCUCCAAGCCGGCUUAUCUGGCUGGCUGGGGGUGGAAGCCCCUGCUUCUGUCGCUCCCAAAGCGCCGGUUAAGGAAGUGAACUCCAGUACGCCGUCUAUGUCGGCUGCACCUGCACCUGCACCCGCCCCGACCGAAUCCCAGUUCUGUACUACAAGCCUUGAGGAAGCACCCGCAUCCAAAGCCAGUACACCCUCGCAGGAUGUAUCAACAAAACCACGGAAAAUUGUCAAGUUGAACACCAAUGGCCGAUUGCUCAGUUCACCUCCACUGGGUCCCCCAGAGACUACCGCGCCGAAGCAAGCAGGUGGCAAACGAGGUCGAAUCCGGAAGGCAGAAAGCAAGCUUGUGAUUCUCAAAUAUGCCCUUGCGAAAAGAGACGAUAUCGGGAAGAUAAUAGACGACAUACUCGGUGGUCGUACAAAACACCUCGCUCCUUCACCCCCUCAUGCGGCUUCUCUUCGUCGUCCUAUACAACCGCCUAUUAGAACCAACAAACCGACUCAUCCAUUUUUUGUGAAGAAAGCACCCAUAAAUUCGCCAGGUGCUUCUGGUUCUGACCCUCAAUCCACCACAGAAAACCCGGAUAGUAAGACUAUUCCAGACGGCAAACAAUCGCAAACUGUCGAAGCAAAAGGGCAGCAGAGACCCACGCGGCCGCUGUUUUCUGGAUUCGCGCAUCGAACAAACAAAUUCCCCGAGUUGGUUCAUCCACUAUGGCCGCCUCGAGACCUAGUUCAUAUCACAGAUCUUGACCCUUCUGCGUUGACUCGGUCUUCAAUGGAAAGCCCGGAGAAUGAUCACAAAAAAUCCAAAUCGCCAACCAUCGCGGUGACAGACGAAGAGAAUGCUCUUCUUGUCAGCACUGCAUGGGCCCGUAAAUGUGCUGCCCUUGAACUGCAAUCUCCUAAAACCAAGAAAUCAGCUCUGCGCCUUCCAGGCCGACAUCUCGCCAGUGGGCGUACACUGCAGGCCGCUAUCGAUAGCCAAAUGUCUUGGUCGUUGCCUGGCGAAACCCCAUCGUACGCUUCCACUUUACCGGUGAUCAAGAGCCUUCACUCCUCUUUACUCUCAUCUGUUUCUGCUUUUGAUUGUGGAAAGUACGAAUCGCGCCUUUGGUGCCACAAGUACAGUCCGACUAAAGCAGAAGAUGUCCUUCAAGUCGGUCGGGAGGCUAGGAUGCUUCGCGACUGGCUUCGACAUCACAAAAUCAGCGCAGUCGAUAGUGGUAAGCAGCCCAAAGAAGGCGUCAGGCCCAAGGUUAAACGUGAUAAGAAGCGGAAGAAGCGCAAGGACGACGACGAGCUUGACGGUUUCAUUGUCUCUAGUGGAGAGGAGGCAUCCGAAAUGGAUGCCCUCUCAGGCUCAGAUGAUGAGCUGGCGGGCGAUGUUACUGUAUCAGCCCCCAAGAGCCUCAUUCGAUCCGGAGAUCUUCCAGCAUGGAGGAGACAAAGGCCGGCUCAGCAAUGCCAUUCUUAUAAGUGGCCCCCCGGCUGCGGAAAGACAGCAUCUGUGUACGCGGUUGCCAAGGAGCUUGACUUUGAGGUCUUUGAGAUCAACCCUGGUACUCGACGAAGUGCCAGGGACAUGCUCGAGAGGGUUGGCGACAUGACACAAAAUCAUCUAGUCCACCUUCUGAAUGAUAAUGAUGAUUCUGUACCAAAGUCGAAGGAUCAGGUUCCGGUUGCUGACGGCAAGCAAAACAAACUGAUGAGCUUCUUCAAAGGUCAGCCGUCGAAGCUUAAAGAUACCAAAUCCACCAAAGGUAACAAAGCAAAGUCAAGUCCUGCUCCUGAGUCUGAGUGCAAGCGGGGACGUGAGCAGAAACAGUCAUUGAUUCUUCUUGAAGAAGCCGAUGUGCUUUUUGAGGAAGAUCGCCAGUUUUGGACUGGAGUCAUGACACUGAUUAGCCAAUCCAAAAGGCCUAUAAUCAUUACUUGCAACGACGAAAGUGUGGUUCCAAUCCCAGACAUAUCUCUACACGCCAUCUUGAGAUACCAACGCCCCUCUCUCGAUCUUGCACUUGAUUAUUUACUUUUGGUGGCUGCUCACGAAGGGCACGCUUUGAAGAGAGAUGCUGUCAACAAGCUCUAUCACGCAUCUGGCAUGGACAUCCGCAGGUCGCUGAUGGACUUGAACUUUUGGUGUCAGAUGGCCGUUGGGAGUGAAAAGGCAGGCUUGGAUUGGAUUCUUCCUACCUGGCCCCCUGGGGCUAAUGUGGAUCCCAAUGGAGACCGAGAGCGGGUUCUCAGCUUGAACACCUACGAGUCGUACAUGGGCUGGUUCAACCGUGAUGCUUUAUUGGGUGAUGACUGCCUCACCAAAGAGACACAAGCUCUGGAGAACACCUUCAAGUGGUGGGGACUGAGCAUCCAGGAUGCUGAAGAUGCAGCUGGCGCGAGCCUUAUGGAGCACUUGCCUCCGCAACAACACCGAUCCAUGACUAAAAUCGAACAAUUGGAUCUGUUGACGCGCGAAACGGACUACCUAGAGAUGAGGAGCUCACUAGAUAUUCUUUGCUCCGGUUGUCCAAUGGACAUGUUCCAGGACGUCCUCGAUACCUCCGCUCCGCCAAUUCCAGAAUCCCAUCGGGCCAACUACAUUGACGCUCACCCGCUUUUGCAGGCCGACCUGCUACCUCAAUACUCCUGCCUGAGUGAGUCUAUUAGCACGGCAUUCGAUUCUUUCAUUUCUCGAGUUUUCCGCCCCAAGUCCGAGGAUAUGGAAUCUGCCGGCGCUGGUCGAAUUUUCAAUGCCUGGGCCCAGUCUGCUGCCCGUCAAAGCAUCUCGCCGCCGAUAGCAAAAGGCUUCCGAAAAGUAUUUGAGCCUAUCAUGCGAACAAGUUACUCUGCAUCUCUAUCAACAGGUCGACCUGCUCCGUCUUUUGAGAACGGCCUUGCACCCAUCACCGAGGACAUUGCUCCUUACGUUCGCGCGAUCAUGGUGUUUGACGGUCGUCUGAAACAAUAUAGGGACAAUCUUUUCGCGGCCUGGUCUCAAGAACAAGGGCGGACUGGAGAGAAACAAAUGCGGAAAACCCGUGCCAGUCGGGCAGCCCUGGAAGGAGGCAACAAGGCGUCGACUCGGAGGGAAAGAUGGUUCCCAGAUGACACGAACUAUUACGGGAUACAACGUACUGGCCGACUUGAGUGGCAGCAGAUCUUGUUUGAUAUGGGCCAUUUCCACGUUCAGCCGGUAGCUGACUCGGCUGCAGGGAGCAGCGAGCCUACUUCCGGCGACUGA
Messenger RNA from Penicillium cataractarum, 3552 nucleotides. RefSeq lists its product as uncharacterized. Gene Ontology annotation, cellular component: nucleus. The transcript has 4 exons. The record is from RefSeq and is a predicted model, not a curated record. Bases 1 to 3552 code for a protein of 1183 amino acids. Lineage: Eukaryota; Fungi; Ascomycota; Eurotiomycetes; Eurotiales; Aspergillaceae. Gene Ontology annotation, molecular function: ATP binding; ATP hydrolysis activity; DNA binding.